GGGGGGGCAAAAUGGCGGCACCGCUGAGGGCUCCGCUGCUGAGGGCUCCGCUCUGCGCUCUGCUGUGCCUGGCGCUGGCGGCCGCUGCCCGGGGCAAGCCGAGCCCCGUGAAGGUGCUGUCGGACGGGAUGUGGCAGGAGCUGCUGCAGGACGAGUGGAUGGUGGAGUUCUACGCGCCCUGGUGUCCCGCCUGCGAGAACCUGCAGCCCGAGUGGGAGAAGUUCGCCGAGUGGGGAGAGGACCUGGGGGUGAACGUGGCCAAAGUGGAUGUCACGGAGCAGCCGGGGUUAAGUGGACGAUUUAUCAUCACAGCCCUCCCUACCAUCUAUCACUGCAAAGAUGGAGAGUUCAGGAGAUACCAGGGAUCAAGGACUAAAGCUGCCUUCAUUAAUUUCAUCAGUGACAAGGAAUGGAAAUCCAUUGAACCAGUGUCCUCCUGGUUUGGUCCUUCCUCUUUCCUGAUGAGCAGCAUGUCAGCGUUGUUCAAGUUGUCCAUGUGGAUCAGGCAUGGCCAUGGCUAUUUAACAGAAAACCUCGGAAUACCAGUCUGGGGCUCCUACGCUGUUUUUGGAUUGGCAACUCUCUUCUUAGGAAUGGUCCUGGGACUUAUGAUGGUGUUCCUGGCAGACUGCAUCUGUCCCUCCAAAAGGCACAAACUAGCACAGUUCCAGCCCCAGUCAAGUAAAAAAGGUCCAGAGUCAGCUCAUCUGCUGAAAAAUAGGUAUGAAGAGCAAGAAGGAGAUGAGGGAAAUAUCUCAGAUGAUGAAACAAAGGGGAAGGGGAGGAGCAAGAGAGACUCGUCACCAAGCGGUGUCCGGCAGCGUGCAGUGCCCAGUGCUGCUCCUCUGGAGAAAUCCUAGCUGCAUUUGCAUCAGGAUUAGUGUUUGAGUCAGCCACUCAAAGGGAGAUCAGUGUCAAAUCCUUCAGCUUGAAGAGAAGAAAUGACUCCUGGCUUGGUAAUCUUGCUGCAUUUCGUGAAUUCGGAGGAAAUAAUCAUGAAAAAAAAAUUUUAAAAAAAAUUUAAAAAGGCAUCAGGUAUUCCAAAGGAAAGCUUGCUGUUGCAAGUGGCUGGAACUUCUCCUGUCUGUGUGCAGAGAAGUGCCAAGGAAUAAUUGCUGUGGCUUCUGGAAUGAUUUGUUCCCUCGGGUUUAUUUGGAAGAGAAUGUAAACCAGAGUCAUUCUUGCAUUAGGGAGCAUUAGCAAGGAAAAUGCACUCACCUGGCAUUUGGUGAAACCUCCCAAAAGGGUUCCUUGUUCUUAUACUGGUUUUCAGUAUAAACCUCUCUAGCUGUGCCCUGAAGAAAUGCUGAGGGAAAAAAAGUUCCUUUAGUUAUGGAACUAAAAUUCCUUUAGUUCAGGCUUUUUACAUGACAGAAACUGCUUUUUGCUAUGACAAUGAGUGCUACAAAACCCCCCCCCCCCAAACCUUUUUUCUUACAAAGAGCUGAUGGAAUUUAGCACAAGCACUCUGCAGAAGGAUCCUCUGGCUGACCAGAACCCUGCUGCCUGCAUCGAUUUCUUCCAGAAAAAGCUGUAGAAAACUCUGUGAGCUUCUUGGCAAAGUAGUUUUUCUCUAGGAACAAGUGACAAGCAGCACCUUGAAGUCUUGUCUGUGUCAGUGACUCCACGUGGGAAUAGUUUACACACAGAUUUCUCUGUGCAAAUCCUCUCCAUUCCUCCUCCUGGAUGCCAGCAGGACUCUGCUUGCUUUUAAUCCAUCAUUUCUUAGUCAAAUCUUGCUGCAAAUCCAUGCAGGCUGUACCUGGCCUGAAGCUAAAAUAACUCUAUUUCUAUAUUAUUUCCCCCCCCUGUUUUCACAAAAUCAUUUUGGAACAUUAAACCUGGAUUUUUUUCUUAUUUUUUUUUUUUAUAAAAAAAUGAAUUUACUCCUGUCUGUAUGGUGUUUGUUUUCACUCUGUAUAGAAAUAAAAAGAAUGCACAUGCCCAUUGGACCAAUGUUGUAAAGAGUUUUCUAUAUUAUUUUAAUUAAAUAUCAAAGUUUUUGCAAGGGAAGGAUGAGCCUGAUACUGAGCACAUUUAGAUUUUUUUGACAAGCCUGUUUCUGAUAUUUUUGUUUGUUUAGCUUUGUGGGGUUUUAGCUUUUAUUUGUAGUUAUUUAGGUUAUUUUACUGUUUAUUUUUUAUUUGUAGUUAUUUAGUGGCUUUUUUUUCAAUUGUUCAUCUGACUUCUUCCCUCUUUUUUUUUGUUUUUCUCUACAUUGGUGCUCUGGAAUGACUUGACUGAAAUUCUGUGUGUUAGAAAGAUAAACUGAUGUUUGAAAGGCUCUUUUUGGCUAAAAUCUGAGUUUACCUGUCCUUUUUUAAAGCUAAAACCUCUCCUGGUGUUGGAAUGAAGACCACUGUGUGCCAGAAUUGCCCUUAAGGUGUCGAUUUUGUGGAAUUGCCUUAAAUUCUCUAAAAGUUUCCAUUUCUCAGCCUUUGUCACUCUAAUAAAGCAAUAAAUAAAUAAAUACUGAGGACAAGGA
This is a messenger RNA of Poecile atricapillus (Black-capped chickadee), 2485 nucleotides long. RefSeq names its product thioredoxin related transmembrane protein 1 (gene TMX1). The transcript is spliced from 8 exons. The coding region runs from base 12 to 860 and encodes 282 amino acids. NCBI's taxonomy places the organism in Eukaryota, Metazoa, Chordata, Aves, Passeriformes, Paridae. The record is from RefSeq and is a predicted model, not a curated record.